This is a messenger RNA of Cyphomyrmex costatus, 3478 nucleotides long. Its product is annotated as zinc finger protein 420. Lineage: Eukaryota; Metazoa; Arthropoda; Insecta; Hymenoptera; Formicidae. The transcript has 8 exons. The coding region runs from base 1 to 3351 and encodes 1116 amino acids. Gene Ontology annotation, biological process: regulation of transcription by RNA polymerase II. The record is from RefSeq and is a predicted model, not a curated record. Gene Ontology annotation, molecular function: RNA polymerase II cis-regulatory region sequence-specific DNA binding; DNA-binding transcription factor activity.
AUGGACGUUGCUGGAGAUUUGAACCUACAAUGGGUAGGAGAUGUAGAGCUCCAUGGAGAGGUGAUAUGCGGCCUGGAGGCACAACUGGUCGCAUCAGAGGAGGAGGUAAUUGGUGCCUGUGAGGAAGUAGCAGUGGAGGAAACUGUCGAAACUGUUCCUGAUGUGAUACCUGAGACUGAGAUACUGAUGGUACCUCAAUCCAAUGAUAUGGAGUCGAUCUAUAUAGUUCCACAGGAUCAGGGACAUGACUAUCUGAAUAUACAAGUCACUGAGGAAGUAAUAGCUGAUAACUGGGAUAGAUCUGGUCCAGACGAUGGGAUUGAGAUUGCAGAGGCUAAAGUGACUGAAAAUCUCCUGGAAUAUGAUGACAUGGAAAUACCAUUGCCAAUUGAUCAAGAUUCUUAUUCUAACGCUCGGCCGUAUCCAUGCGACUACUGCAGUCGUAGGUUUCGAAAGAAGGCAAAUUUGAUGAAUCACAUUGUGGCACAUCAAACAGAUCGACCAUAUGGUUGCAACUUAUGUGGAUCUCGCUACGUACGCAAAUGUGAUUUGAAUAAUCAUCUGAAGGUCCAUGCAUAUGCACCGUCAUCACAAGAUGGUCUCGAGGACGACCCUGAUGAGGACUCGUUAGUUGCUGAGGAAGAGGAAGUAACAACCGGUGGUAACAAAGGCAGGCGCAAAAAGGUACAAUCAAGUGCACCGCGCAAACGGAAGAACAACACCGCUGCUGGCAACAUGUCGAAACGCAAUAUUGAGGAAAUCAAGAUAGAGAUGGGCAAGUAUGUGUAUGAACCAGACAAUGCUUACAAGGAUGCGUUAUUAUUCUACGAGGACGAGCUGACCGACGAUUAUUCUGCACGCAGUGGCAAUUAUGCAUCUAGUUCGAGAUGGCAGAUGGAGGAGGUGACAGGCAAGCAGCAGCAGCAACAGCAGCAGCAACAACAACAGCAGCAGCAACAACAGCAGCAGCAGCAAUGGCCUGUCACUGAUUCAACAAAGCCAUAUGUCUGUCAAACUUGUGGCAUUGGCUUUGCUAGAGAGAAGGCACUAGCAUCACAUGCUCGUGUUCACGGUGGUGACAGUCCAUUUGAAUGUACCUCGUGUGGUGAUAUGUUUUGGGAUGUUAACAGUCUGCGGGACCAUAUGCGUACCAAGCAUGGUGGUACCAUUCCCCAAACAUCUGAUGCAGAGGAGUAUGACAAUGACGCGACUUACACUGGCGAAUAUAACGAAAAAAUUGGCGAAUUUUAUUGUAGCACUUGUGCAGUAUCAUUCCAUCGCUUGGAUUUACUGAAACGCCAUCAGAAAAUUCACGUGAAGUCGGAGAUGGUUACAGUAGAGUCCAGUCAGCAUCACAUGUGCAAUGUUUGUGGAGAAGAGUUCGAGGAGGCUCUAGCAUUGUUGGCACAUGCGGAACUUCAUGCUUCAAGAUCUCCUAGUCGUCGUUGCUUAUUGUGCGGAGCAAGAUGCCGUGAUGAAGCAGAAGUAGCAGAGCAUGUGCGACAGAAUCAUGCUGACGAUGCACCGCCAAACACGUGUACGCUGUGUGGAAAAACGUGCAAAGACAAACGCAGUUUAUUGAAGCACUCGUGGAUACAUAACGUCGAUAAGACUUUCGGUUGUACAAAGUGCACAAAACGCUUCCACAGUAAAGCCCGAUUACGAAGACAUAUGGUAUCACAUCGCAAUAAAAUGGUAGCAUGUGACGAAUGCGGCGAAGAAUUCCCUGAUGGACGCGCUCUCGUAAGCCACCGUCAUUCACAUAACAGGGAAUUAGGUGGCCGUUCUUUCCCAUGCCGCGAAUGCGGGAAAACCUUUGGUAGCCGCAGCUCACAACAGAUCCAUAUACGUAUCCACACUGGCGAGAGACCUUAUGGUUGCCGAUUUUGUUGGAAGGCUUUCGCAGACGGUGGUACCUUGAGGAAACACGAGCGCAUUCACACUGGCGAGAAACCGUACGGAUGCGCGAUUUGCCCUCGGGCGUUUAAUCAGAGAGUGGUUCUCCGAGAACACGUGCGCGCUCAUCAUUCUGGUCCGGAUCCAAAAUGCAUGGGCACUAUAGCACCGUUUUUGUGUAAGGUAUGUGGCAAUUCAUUCGGCACUUCCGAAGAGGUAGUGGCACAUAUAGUGCAGCAUUGCGACGACAACACUGCGCUGAAACGCCAGCCACAAACUGGACCGCGCAAAUAUAAGAGAAGACGCAAAGCAAAACCUCUUGAGACAAAUACAAUGGUACGUAGAAACGAGUUUAUGUACAUCGUGGAAGGUAGUUCUGAUUCAGAAGACAACACGAAGCGGAAACUUGGUAAAAAAAACAAACAACGAUCGAAUGUUGAGGAAGGCUAUCAGAAUGUAUUAAAAAGUUUUGAAAGCUCUCUACAGAAUAUAAACUCUAUUGUGAGUAACUCCAAAUUAAAUGCAUCCAAAUCGAAAGUUUCAAAGAAGAAGUUGCGCAAGGAGGAAAAGAAGCAGGAAACGCAAACAUCGAAUCAGUCAGGCCGGCCGAAGAUGAUACACACACAGAAGACGCGGGUACCGGUGGAAGUGGGUAGCGAUGGCGCGAAAAAGGGCCAGAAGACAAAAACAAUGGUGACCCGAACGCCUAAAGUGAUGCCGAAUGAGCACAAGUCUGGCAUUUUUCCGGGUGGUGAGCGGAAUCGGCCACGUACAAAGAAUGUUAGUUACCAUAUUGAGGGUAAAUCGCAACUUUUACCGGCAACGUUCGCAACGAAAUCAUCAAAGGAGGAUGCGUCUACGACACAGCAGUUAUUAGCGAAUAUUAAGCAAGAGCCAGGUAUGCAAAAGGCCACAGGUGACAGUUACAGGAAUAACAAUGGUAAUAUCCUAGCUCUUAGUAAAACUCAGGAGUCAUCGAACAAAAGAAAAUCAAUUACCACGAAGAGGACCAAGAGGCAGAAGCAAAUAGUAAAGCAGGAAUUGAACACAUUAAUACAGCAGCUGUUACAAUUACAUAAUAAUAACAAUAAUAAUACCAUGGAGACCAAUGACGAUCAUAUACAACUGAUGGAGCACGCAGUGGAUGGCAGUAAUCUGGAAGUAGCUUUUGAAGCGAGUGUUGUUACUGCUCAAGAUGACGAGGAGGAGGAGAGCAUAUUGCCACACAGCACUGUGCACGAGAUGGACAAUGAGGCAAGAGAUAACAACGUUAAGCUCAGUGUCAAAGUGGAGUCUGCGCCGCCGAGGAUGCUCGCCAUACAUAGUGUUAUUGCGUCGGUAGACGAUGUCCCGGAAACGAUAAUACCAGACAGAGUAGAGUAUACAUGCGAGAUGUGCUCCGCGGUGUUUUCCAGUCGUGCCGAGUUAUUGGUGCACGUGCCGAUACACAUUUGAUUUAAUAAUUUAUCCGAGCCGAGGAACGGCGCGGAGAUUUGUUCUACUUUAGUAUAUUUGUUUCAUUAAAUCGCAUAAUUAUUUAUCACGGAUGAGGUUUGUUGUUUUACAAGAGGCAACGAUCAUU